Messenger RNA from Microthlaspi erraticum, 699 nucleotides. NCBI's taxonomy places the organism in Eukaryota, Viridiplantae, Streptophyta, Magnoliopsida, Brassicales, Brassicaceae. The record is from the annotation of a GenBank genome assembly.
AUGAAGGACAAUGAAGAAGAAGAAAGAGAGUAUGAGGAACAAUUGAAUGAUGAAGAUGAAGAGCAGAGCAUCGACAUCAAUGCUUCCCCAAAACAGAGCAUGGAUACACCAAGCCCUAGAGACCCUCGUUUCUCACCAAGAAGUCAAGCUUCUACACUUCCAAGACUGGAAGCAAUGCAAAGACCAUCACCACCUACUGAAGAAGAAGAUACUUGGCAGUAUGAUCCCAUUGAUCCCAACAAGAUAAGCCCCAUGAAGCUUAAAGAGUUCAAUGCUAAGGUGAAAUCACUUCCAUUCUAUGUCACUUUUGAAGAAGCUUGGGAUAAACAUGGUCUAGUGGAGUUCUUUUUCACAACUAGUGAAAACAAAGAAGAGAUACACCAACUUUUCAGGAAGGCUCGAUUUCCCCUUGCCCCUCAUGGAGUCAAUCAACCACCAUCACCACCACCACCCAAGUGGUAUGUCAAUUCCAUAUCAAGAGAGAAGCUUGCUGAGUUCAAUCAGUUUGUCCAAACUCUUCCAGCCAGCAUGUCUUUCAAACAAGCUUGGCGCCACUACCCAUUCACCACCUUUCUUCCACAACUGCAAGAGACACCUGAGGACAUAAAGAGCUUUUUGAGAAAGCUAAAGUUCAGCCUACCUUCAAGACCCUCUACAAGAUUGAAGACCCAGGUCAAUUCUCUAUUCCCUGUCAAGUAA